AUGAGGCGCCUGCUGAUCGCGCUCGCCCUGUGCCUGUGCGCGGUGGGCCCCGCCGACGGCGCCGAGCUCUCGGCGGCCCAGCGUCGGGGGCUGGAGGUGGCCCUGGCCGAGUUUCACCAGCACCCGCCUGUGCAGUGGGCCUUCAGGGAGACCAGCGUGGAGAGGGCGGCCGACACGCCAUUCCCAGCGGGGAUCUUUGUGAGGUUGGAAUUUAAGCUCCAGCAGACGAACUGCCGGAAGAAGGACUGGAAGAAGCCUGAGUGCAAAGUCAAGCCCAAUGGGCGGAAGCGUCAAUGCCUGGCCUGCAUCAAACUGGGCUCUGAGGACAGAGUUCUGGGUCGGAUGGUCCACUGCCCCAUCCAGACACAGGCUCCUCAGGAGCCCAAGGAACGCCAAGAGGACCAGUGCUCCCGGGUGGAGCGGGCAGGCGAGGACCCCCACAGCUACUACUUCCCAGGGCAGUUCGCUUUCUUCAAGGCCCUGCCCCCUGAAUGA
Orycteropus afer afer is the source of this 495-nucleotide messenger RNA. RefSeq names its product retinoic acid receptor responder 2 (gene RARRES2). Gene Ontology annotation, biological process: inflammatory response; regulation of lipid catabolic process. Gene Ontology annotation, molecular function: signaling receptor binding. Lineage: Eukaryota; Metazoa; Chordata; Mammalia; Tubulidentata; Orycteropodidae. The transcript has 4 exons. Bases 1 to 495 code for a protein of 164 amino acids. The record is from RefSeq and is a predicted model, not a curated record.